AAACAUAAGCGGCGCUGAGCCACGGCAAAUAAUAAAUAAAAAUGUCAAAUAUUAACAUUAAUAAUGUAGACAUGUCUGAAAUUAUUGAGUUUGUAAUGCCAAAUGCUAUCAGAUAUUCUGAACAAACGCAGGACCACGACAAUGACAGUGUUGAGGAGGUCAUGGAAGGUAAUACAUUGGUGGACAUGGCCCAUGCAUACGGGGAGGAGUUCCUCUUGGUAAACGAAGAUGGGACCGUGGGUGAACUGCUGCAACUGCAGGAGCAUGAGUUGGUGAACUGUGCAGAAGAACCGGAUGAGGAUGACGAUGAGCAGUAUUUAUUGAGCGAGCAGGCACCGGAGGAUGCCCUGCAGCAUUUUAUCAAAGGCGAGACCGAAAUUGGAGGUGAAGAUGAAAUAUUAGACGAGCAAAUUGAACACUAUGAACAGUUCGAUGAACAGAUCGAAGAUGAAAAUGUUCAGCCCGAGCCAGGGUACAACUAUCACUAUGUGCAAUCUACAUCACCCACAAACGAAGCGCAAGCUCUUGAGUUUGACGAAAUCCAACAGUACAGCGCAGAAAACAGUGAGCAGAGUUUUCAACAACAGCAUGAGUAUCUUAAUAAUGAAGAGGAUGACUAUGAGGAAGUCGAUGCUCCAGAUACUAAUUUGGAGUCUGAACCUGCAAAACCAAUCCAACCCAGCGAUAAGAUGCUGGACACAUUUAAAGGCCCUCGUCGUUAUAUGCUCUUCGAUGAUCUUAUAGCCACCAUAGUCGACUUUGAUGAGCACGGUACGCCUAUUGUGGAAUUCUCAAUGAUAUGCAGCACAUCCGACGAGAAGCUGCCCGUGGAAUGUGGCAUUUGUCCAGAUGUCAUGGCCAAAUCAAAGUUGGCUAAACAUCAAAAGAUCCAUCUAGUGCCAGGCACCAAUCGCUAUGCCUGCAUCUACUGCACUGAAACCUACAGAGACUGCAAAUAUCUGGCGGGGCACGCGAGGCGCCACAUGGGCAUACGGCCCUAUGUCUGCGAGCCCUGCAAGCUGUACUUCUCCACCAAGCAGGACCUGCGCGUGCAUAAUCAGCGUCGUCAUCUGGAGAAGGAGCACAUCUGCGAGAUGUGCGGACACACCUUUGCCCAGUACACACGAUUGAAACGACAUCGAGAGGCAACUCACGAAAAAAAGCGAAGAUUUAGCUGCCCACAUUGCCCGAAGGCCUACUACAAGAACUUUUCGCUCCAGGAGCAUAUACGCAAUGUGCACAUGGGUAAGCGCCGCAUGCUCAAGUGUCCAUUCUGUGGUAUGCAGUGCCGGGAUGCGCACAAGAUGGCGCGACACCGGAAGGAGAUGCAUCUGAAUCAGGACUCGUAUGAGUGCCAUUUGUGUAACGAGGAGUUCACCGAUAUUAAUUACUUUGAUGCUCACAAGCGUUCCAUACAGUGCCGCAGUAAUACGCGACGCCAACGCAUUGAGGAUGCAGCAACAGCGGGAACCUCGACUUCUGGUGGUAAUCUUGAGUCCGAUGACCUAGCUGCCAUGGGAAUGGAGGAGGAUUAUGACGAGGAUGCGGGUCUCAUGGUCGAAGGAAGUGACAGCAACGCCAUCUAUGAGACAGUUAGCGGUAGCUAUAUACAACUUCAGGAUGUGGAGGACGACCCAAGCCAAUUUGCGGAGCAAUUUGAAUACGAGGAUGAGGUUUUGCUCGUCGAAGAGGUCGCUGAGGGUGACGAAAUACUCGAAGAGCAAUAUAAUCCGCAACAGCAGCAACAGGUGGACCCCGAGUACAAUGACAAUGAGCUAGUCUACGAAAUCACGCUGGAGACUGAGGAUAACUAAAACCCCGUAUACUAUAAAUAUAAAUAUACAUAUUCAAAGCAGUCUUGCGCCAGUAACCGGGGAAACCCAUCGAAGCAACCCAGGAUCCCAGAGGUGUAUAUUCGUAGUAGUCAAAAUGCAACCCGUUGCCUCGCUAUCAUUCCAGCAGAGCAGCAUUGCCAGCAGGCAAUAUUAAAUAAUUGUGUUUACAAAUA
This is a messenger RNA of Drosophila busckii, 2008 nucleotides long. Its product is annotated as zinc finger and BTB domain-containing protein 17. The transcript is spliced from 2 exons. Lineage: Eukaryota; Metazoa; Arthropoda; Insecta; Diptera; Drosophilidae. Gene Ontology annotation, biological process: regulation of DNA-templated transcription. Gene Ontology annotation, molecular function: DNA-binding transcription factor activity, RNA polymerase II-specific; RNA polymerase II cis-regulatory region sequence-specific DNA binding. The record is from RefSeq and is a predicted model, not a curated record. Bases 42 to 1814 code for a protein of 590 amino acids.